Messenger RNA from Micropterus dolomieu (smallmouth bass), 1302 nucleotides. RefSeq names its product C1q and TNF related 6b (gene c1qtnf6b). The transcript is spliced from 3 exons. Gene Ontology annotation, molecular function: protein binding. Lineage: Eukaryota; Metazoa; Chordata; Actinopteri; Centrarchiformes; Centrarchidae. Bases 96 to 824 code for a protein of 242 amino acids. The record is from RefSeq and is a predicted model, not a curated record.
CCUCAGUAGUUCCUCCUCUCAGUCCUCAGUUUGACACGAGCGGUCUAUUUUUUUCCUCCUCCGCUGUGGUGAAACUCCAUCAGGUUGUGACAGCCAUGUUGGCAGUGUGUUUGAGGCUGCUUUUGCUCCUCCCCCUGGUUUGCUGUGUUCCCUCCCUCUCCAGACCUCCUUCCAGACUCUGCAGGCGGUGCUGCGACCAACCGGAGCCAUCAGCAGCCACGGUCCAGUAUCAGAUGCCUGAGGUUCGCACUGUCAUCAACAUGACCAUCCUCAAAGGUGAUAAAGGAGACAAAGGCGACAAAGGAACACCUGGCAAACCUGGCCCAGAAGGAAAUCCUGGCCUCAAAGGACCCACAGGCCCUAAAGGCAGCAAAGGCCAGGCAGGUGCCCCUGGUGACGCCUGCAAGAUCCCUCACUCUUCCUUCUCGGUGGGACGUCGCAAGUCCCUGCACAGCGUGGACUACUACCAGGCGCUGGUGUUCGACACGGUGUUUGUUAACCUCCACGAGCACUUCAACAUGUUCAAGGGCAAGUUCUACUGCUAUGUGCCAGGGAUCUACUUCUUCAACAUUAACAUCCACACCUGGAACUUUAAGGAGACCUACCUCCACCUGAUGCACAACGACAAGGAGCAGGUGAUCCUGUACGCUCAGCCCAGUGAGAGGUCCAUCAUGCAGAGCCAGAGUGUCAUGUUGGAUCUGUCUCUGAAUGAUGAGGUAUGGGUUCGACUCUACAAGAGGGAGAGGGAGAACGCCAUUUACAGUGACGACGUGGAUGUUUAUAUCACCUUCAGUGGAUACCUGGUAGCACCUAGCAUCCAGUGAAAAUAGGAUGGAGUGAUUAUUAAAGGAGUGGCAACAUCUCUGAGUUGGAUUAUUUGGACUUUUUGCCAUGGAUACUGUUUUAUGCCAAGAAAGGAGAACUAAACAGAGGACAUUACAAGUUUGGUGCUUAUUAAAAAUGAAUUUCAGCCUGGAGAGGAACAUACUGUGCUUUCUUAAAUGAGGACUGCCCAAAAAAUAUUAGAAUAAAAAAGAACAAUAAAGGGAAAUGUUGCAGGGCACACUAUUAGGAAAGAAUGUUGAAUUACCUCCGUUGCACUAGAAUUACAUUUUUCUACAAAGUAAAAAAAUUCCCCUACUUAUGUGCUAUUUUUCCACUUCACUUCUUGCAGGGACUCUGUGUGUAAACACAAGAUGUAUCAUUUAUCAGGAAUCAUAAAUCUGUGCAAUCAGUUAUGUAUUUGUGCUAUGAUGCUUCUUAACAGGAGAGUGUCUGUCAGAUUAAAAUUUUUUGACAGAC